AGAGGUAGCUGUGUCAAUUCAGGUGGGUGUGAGAGUGGAAUGUUCCCUUCAGUUGUCAUUCUGGAAGCAAUUAAUAGCUUUUUCGGGGCAAAGUUUGGGCUCUGGGGAAGAGUGAAGAUGCAAUCAGGAGGAUAUUGCCAACACAAGGAGAUCAGCAUGAUCUUGCACAAGCCAUAUAUCAGAGACUUGGCCAAUGCAAAGUUUGUGGACUGAUGAGACCCAAUAGCACUGUUCUGCAACGAACCAAUGGUUUUUCUUGGUCCAGAGACGGAAGGUUCCAAAGCUGUUCCAGCUAUUUUUGGUGCUCAUCAGUCAGUAGGCCCUGCAUCAGUUUGCUAUACCUCCAGUACUCCUGCUCAGAUACUGGAAGAUAUUGGCUGUCUUUACACAGACUCCCAACUGUUUGGCAGCAGGCAAGAUGGUUCUCCGUUAAUGGAAGAGGCAAUCAGUGGUAUUGAAGCUGAAGACCCUCUGUACAACUUCCACCCUCCAAAUCCCCUCCAGGUCUCAGAGGUGGAAAUGAGAGGUUCGGAGGACGUUGCCCCUGGCACUGUGUUACAACGGUUGAUCCAGGAGCUGCGCUAUGGCAACCCAAGCGAGAACAUGAACCUGCUGGCCUUUCAGCAGCAGGCCACAGGCAGCGCAGGACCGUCCAACUCCACUGCCAGCACACUUUCUUCUUCCACGGAAAACCUCGUGCCGGAAGACCCACAAAUGGUCCAGCAGUCAGCACGCCAGGAACCACAAGGCCAGGAGCAUCAAGGGGACAAUACGGUGAUGGAGAAACAGUCCAGAGGCUCCCAGCCUCAGCAGAACAACGAGGAACUCCCGACGUACGAAGAGGCCAAAGCCCAGUCUCAAUUUUUCAGGGGCCACCAGCCCAGUGCUGUCGGGCCAGGUUUUUAUGUGGCUGGCACUUCCUGUCCAAAAUCAAGGACAGAAGGGAGGCCUACUUUGGCCCGGGCCAACAGUGGGCAAGCCCAUAAAGAUGAAGCUCUGAAGGAACUGAAGCAGGGCCACGUGCGGUCCUUGAGUGAGAGGAUCAUGCAGCUGUCGCUGGAGAAGAAUGGCACAAAGCAGUAUCCCUCCAUCUCAGGGAGAAACAAAGGGGUCAAAACCAGUGGGCCACCCCCUUCCCAGGCUUCCGGAAAAGGCAUGGAUCCAAGGGGGCCACCACCAGACUAUCCAUACAAAAGCAAGCAGGUGGCCUCUCCUGUGAGCAAAACUCAGGAGCAAGGGAUGUUUUUUAACGACCAACAUUCUGGAAUAAUCCAGGAGACUGUGAAGCCCUCUUAUUCUGCUCCACAGCCGGCAAGAACGGAAGCAGCUGUUGUCCGAUAUCAGCCCCCUCCAGAAUAUGGUGUGAGCAGCCGUCAGUGCCAGCCACCUUUUCCACUGAUGCCCCUGCAACAGCAGCACAGCCCCAUGUCCUCGCAGGCCUCCUCAAUCACUGGCUCUUUGCACUCCGCGUCUUUGCCGCCCCUGUCAAUGGCCACGGCAUCCCAGUCUCUGCCUCCCACUCCGCCAAGCCAGCAGCAGCAGCAGCUCCUUACACCGGAUGCAUUCACCAUCGUGCAGCAAGCCCAGCAGAUGAUGGAGAUGCUAUCGGAAGACAACGAGGCCUUGCAGAAGGAGCUGGAGGGCUACUACGAGAAAGCCGACAAACUUCAGAAGUUUGAAAUAGAAAUUCAGAGAAUUUCGGAAGCUUAUGAGGACCUGGUUAAGACCACCACCAAGAGAGAGUCCCUAGACAAGGCCAUGCGGAACAAACUUGAAGGUGAAAUCAGAAGGCUCCAUGAUUUCAACAGGGAUCUACGUGAGCGAUUGGAGACUGCCAACAGGCAGCUGGCCAGCAGAGAGUUUGAUGGACAUGAAGAUAAGGCAACAGAGGGCCUCUAUGCCUCUCAGAACAGAGAGCACUUGAAGGAGAAAGAGAAGCUGGAAAUGGACUUGACAGCCAUGCGGUUGACCAGCGAGGAACAGCGAAGGCAUAUUGAAAUCCUAGACCAGGCCCUGAACAGUGCACAAGCCAAAGUCAUAAAACUAGAAGAAGAGCUGCGGAAGAAGCAGGCGCACGUUGAAAAAGUGGAGAAGCUUCAGCAGGCCCUGACUCAGCUUCAGGCCGCCUAUGAGAAGCGAGAGCAGAUGGAGCGGAGGCUGCGCACGAGGCUGGAGAGAGAGCUGGAAUCUCUGAGGAUGCAGCAGAGGCAAGGGAACUUUCAGACCGCCACCUUGCCGGAAUACAAUGUGCCUGCCUUAAUGGAGCUAGUACGGGAGAAGGAGGAGAGGAUUCUGGCUCUGGAAACGGAUAUGACCAAGUGGGAGCAGAAGUACCUGGAGGAGAGCGCCAUCCGGCAUUUCGCCAUGAACGCCGCAGCCACCACUGCAAUAGAAAAGGAUACCUCAGCCACUAAUCACUCCCGGAAUGGCAGCUACAGUGAGAGUUCCCUGGAGGUCCAUCCCUGGCAGGAAGAAGAGGAGAUUUUGCAGGUCAAUCGGAGGUGUCAAGACAUGGAAUACACGAUAAAGAAUCUGCAUGCCAGAAUCAUUGAGAAGGAUGCCAUGAUCAAGGUCCUGCAGCAGCGGUCCAGGAAGGAUCCUGGCAAAGCAGACGCUGGGAGUUUGCGGCCUGCUCGGUCUGUCCCAUCCAUUGCCGCAGUGGCCGGGACUCAUUCCCGUCAGACCUCCCUCACCAGCAAUCAGAUGGCUGAGGAGAAGAAAGAAGACAAGAGCUGGAAGGGGAGCAUAGGGUUGCUUUUAGGAAAGGACACCCACGACCAUUCAUCCAUCCCCGCCUUGCCUCCUCCACCUCCCUCUUUGUCUUCUGCAGUAUCCUCAUGGCCAGUGCCCAUCUUCCAUGCCAAAACGGGCAGCAGAGACAGCAGCACUCAGACGGACAAGGGCUCUGAGUUUCUCUGGCCAAGCUCAGCGUCUUUCCCAGGCAGGGGGAAACUGAGCGGCACUCCUGCUGGCAGCCCAGCCCUGAGGCACAUGGUAGCCAAGGGGACUGGGGAGAGACUAGAGAACUCUUCAAGUUUCGGGAAGCUGCCUGACAGCAAAGGCAGAGUAAGCAGUCUGCUCCACAAGCCCGAAUUCCCAGAUCCAGACACGAUGGAAGUCCUUAUCUGAAGCGAUGGCAGCUUUCUCGAUGUCUUGUGCAAGUGCCCAUAAAACCUUGGAGGUGGUGGUGGUUGCUGUUUCUGUGCCAAACGGAAGAACUCUGGAGAAGAGUUGAAAGCUAGACCAAGGAUGCUUCCCGUCUGGAAGGAAACCCUGGGUGAAUCGGACUUCUUAAUGCGGAGGGAGCACAAGAGGUUGGAGACGGAACCUUCAGGGUAUCUGCUACAUACAAUCGCAAAAGCGUUGGCCAAUCAUAUGUGGAUGGAGCAAGCCAUUGCCACAAGAUAUAAGAAACUGAAUUUUCUAUUACAACGGAAAAAGGGUAUCUCUUCUCAGAAGGUGCAGUCAGUGUGCCAAUAUCCGUUCUGCUACCAUCAAGACAGUAUUUCAUCACCGGCUGGCUAACGUCAGCAGCUACAUUCCCUGUGUGAAAUUUCUUGCACAACAGAUACACCUGGGAUGAGGAAGCAGGGCUUCCAGAUACUCGCAAUUUCAAACUUAUCAACUGCCUUCCCCAUUUUUGUCUCCUCACUCUUUAAUCCGCUGUUUGCUUCUCAGUCUCAAUACAUGACAUUUCUGCUGUUGGUGGAACAGCGAGGUAAAUUAUGUAUCCUUGCCUAUAUUUAAUAUUUAUUAAGUAGUGGUAGUAUGUUUGGUGCUGUUGACAACACAGAAGAAGUGCGAUCCUUGCCAAGGAGGCUUAGAAUCAAAUGGCCUGAUCUGAAACCCAUAUAGGUGACACCAACUGAUCUCCUUCCAGAAGGGCAGCUGCAUACGUUGGUUGUGGCAAAAAACCAACCACACAAAAAACCUAGAGUCCUGCCCCACAUUAUGUGACUGUGGCUAAGAUCCAUAAGUCCCAUUUCCCACAUUAUCAUGGACAUGGCGUGGGUUGGGGGGGAGGCACAGGAGAUUUCUGCAUCUUCUUUUCCUGCUUCAACGUAAUUUUCAUGUUAACUCUGACCUAAGCACUUCUGCUACAUCUGUGCAUUUAGUUUUGUCCAUUUAUCAUAAAUUGAAUAGCUCCAGUGUUGCUUUUCCUCUAUUUCCUACCAGUUUAAUAAAAGCACGAUGUACAACGGAGACAUUGCGGAUUGCAAGAAUCGAAAGCUUUCCUUUGCAAGAGUGAAUGUGCAGCUUUCUUUGGAAAUAUUAGGCAGCUUAAUCCAUACUUUUUCUUUUCUUUUUUAAUCCAAAAGAGAUGCAGUUUACAAAGAGUGUUAAGAAUGGGUAUGCCAUCUGCUUAGGUCUGUCUCUUGCCAGGAACACUUACUCAUAGAAUCAGAGAGUUGGAGGAGGCCGCAGGGGCAUCUGGUCCUCCCUGCUGGAUGCAGAAAACCCACAGCUAGAACUUCACCAGCAGAUGGUUGUCCAGCCUCUGCUUGAAGACCACCAGUGGGGGGUUGCUGCCCCCCACCCUCCUGGUUAUUGUUUCUAUUGUCAAACUUCUCUUACCAUUGAGAGGUUUUCUCUAAUGUUCAGCCAAAAUCUCAACUUCUGUGUGGGAGCAAGCAUGACUUCUCCCCUUUGCUAAGCAGGGUCUGCCCUGGUUUGCAUUUGAAUGGGAGACUACAUGUGUGAGCAUUGUAAGAUAUUCCCCUUAGUGGAUGGAGCCACUCUGGGAAGAGCAUCUGCAUGCAGAAGGUUCCAAGUUCCCUCCCUGGUAUUUCUAAGAUAGGGCUGAGAGAGACUCCUACCUGCAGCCUUGAAGAAGCUGCUGCCAGUCUGUGUAGACAAUAUUGAGCCAGAUGGAUCAAGGGUCUGACACUGUAUAAGGCAGCUUCCUCUGUUCCUAAGCCCAUUAGAUCUAGUUCUGCCCUGUGGGGGCAGCAGAGAACAAGACUUUGCCCUCUUCUAUGCAACAGCCCUUCAGUUAUUUGAGGAAUGCUCUUGUAUCCUCCCUCAGUCUCCUUUUCUUCAGGCUAAACAUACCCGACAUCUGGAUUGGAUGCCUUGCCUCUUGGGAACAAUCAAGGUCACUUACAGGAACUUAGGAAGCUGCCAUACGGAAUCAGACAUUGGUCCAUAUUGGUCAGUAUUGUCUACACUGACUGGCAGCAGCUUCUCCAAGGUUUCAGGCAGGAGUCUCUCCCAGCCUGGGACCUUCUACAUGCAAAGAGAUGCUCUAUCACUGAGCUUAUGGCCCUGUCCCCUUAGGGGAAUAUCUUACAGUGCUCAUCUGCAAUCCAAAUGCAAACCAGGGCAGACCCUGCUUAGCCAAGGGGACAAUUCAUGCUUGCUACCGCAAGAUCAGGCCUUAUUGGAGACCAAGGAUAUUAAUUAUAAGAUAAAGAGGUCAUUCACACAAUCGAAAACUGUGUUCUACCUGGGUUUGGGAACUGUGUGUACUCCCAAUUUUUGAUUGUGUGGAAGCAAGGUUAGAGGAAAACCUGGGUAGAAGUGAUUGUGUGGAAGCAAGGUAGGAGAAAAAGCUACCCAGGUUUUCCUCUAACCUUGCUUCCACAUAAUCAAAAAUUGGGAGUACACACAGUUUCCAAACCCAGGUAGAACACAGUUUUUGAUUGUGUGAAUGACCUCAUAGUGAUAUCUGUAAGGGCCACUUCACAUGCUACAUGGCAACAAACGUGUCAUUCACCACACAGACACCUAAGGCGAGGGGCCCCAGCCAAGCUCAACUCUCUGCUGCACGCAUACACAUCUGUGCAAUCACACAUGACACACCUUGCCAUUUUGCCUGUACAGAUACUUUUUGUGGCUGCCAAGCCAGAAAUGGCUGUUUUGUGUGCUUCUUGUAGCACUGGUGGGGAAUGUGCAUCCACAUCCACAUUGUUGACAGGGGUUGGAUGCCUUGCAUCUGGAUACAUGCCUCAGUGCAGAUGUGCAUCCCCAUCUGAACUACGUGGGCAGCCCCACAUUUAGCAGGUGCCAGAGACAGAUUCUGCAUGUGGCUUCUCCGUGUUGAGCUGGGGCAUUUAGAAAGGUGGGGUGGCAAGCAGCCCACAUCAUGACCCUCCUUCAGGGGAUGACUAGGACAAGCCAGUCAUUUUGUAACGAUCUUUUGUACAUUGCUAGCAGUACUGUUUAUGCAGUGGAAGUGUGCUCUGUUUUGACUCCAGUUCAUGGAUUUGCCUCUUAACUGGGCAGUGUGUGGAAAGAAGCCCCUCCUUCCCUCACAGAGCCUGGAGUAGCUGCCAGAAGCUAUAGAAAGUCAUGUUUUGAGGAUCUCUUUUGUCCUUUGCCCAGUCUUCAAACAAGGAAGCCCGCCUUGCUGUCUUGUACUAGAGAGAAAUCAAUCCAGGACAGGGAUUUCCUUGUUCCCUUUAACAAAAAGCAAAAAGAUGUUCUAGCCAAGACAUGGCUAGUUGGGGCUGUUUUGGGGACUGACACCUGCUUUCGUUACUCAGAGGUGUUUCCCUCACAUGGCGCUUUGCUCUGAGGUCGACAUGUGGAUGAACCAGGGCUCUCUGUGUGGCAUGGUUUGCUCACUCUUGGUGCUGUUUCUGGGGUGCAAGACAUUGCUGGUUUUAGGGGAAAUAGUCUACCGUUUUCUCUUUGCUUAUGGAACUGGCUUUGGCCAUAUCUCACCCCAGAUAUUGCGACUCCCUACCCAGGCGGAAUUCAUAGGCUUAUGUUUGGGAAUUUUUGUUUCAGAAAGUGAUAAAGGUUUUAAAAUGUAGCUUUUUCCUCAUUUGUGCAAUUUCUUAAUUUAACCUAUUUUUAACCUAACAAACAGCAGAACCCAUAGGUAUACAAACAUUCCCUCAUUUUCUGUGUCUUAUAAACACAUACAUACAUACAAGCCCCAUCCACAUGUUAUGUUCAGUACAUGUACAGCCCGUGUACACACAUACAGAUCAGUACAAACAUACAGUUAUUCACACAUUCUGUUCAACACCCAUAGAGUAGAUAGUUUCUCUCUAUAUCCUACAUUUGAAGGGGGCUUCUCUGUACCAUGUAUUUAAAAUGAACGCAUGUACAGACAUUCACACAAAAACAUGUAUGAUGCUUGUAUGCAGGUACAACAAAGUCUGGACAGAGCUAUAAUUCUCUCUCUCUCUCUCUCUCUCUCUCACACACACACUCACACACACACACACACUUUUCACUGCAUGCAGCACAAUUCUAUCCCAUGUAUAAUCAUUCAGAACAAGCUGCUGGAUUUCAGCUUUUUUAAAGUCAGGAUUAAAAGAAUGUGAACAUGUAAUUAGGGUCUUCUCAAUUCAUUCAAACCACAUUAUAUAGGAUCUCUUAUACAUAAUUACACAUAAGUAAUCUCUAAGUGUACAUUCUGCUGAACUCAAUAUAAAUUUCCCCCCAACUAUUCCAACAUACUGAAAUCAGGAUUUUUAACAAGUGGGAUCAACCAGAUUUCAUAAUCCUGGAACAAUUGCUAAAUAGAACUGUUCUGUUCGGUUUUCUCCUUAAUACUCAUGGCAUUGUAUUAAGCACCAGACCCACUAGUUAUAACACAGGGCUUUACAAACCCAAGCUCAAGGGAGCCAUGGUGUCUUGAAAUUUAACUGUAGAGGCUAGACUAGGAUAUUCAGAGGCAGAGUUAUUUAUCAUAAUUUUGGGUAGAAAGGCCACAGCGAGUACGUUAUUAAAAGUUGUUUAUUGCCGCCUGUGGCAUUUACACCAAUGCGUUGUUUACACUAGAAUUCAGGAUCAAGCUGUAGUAAAUCUUUAAGCAUUCAACACAACCAAAAAAAUAAUGCAUGAUGUCCCCCUCUAACUGCGGCAUUUACACUGAUGUGGUGUUUCUUCUGGGUUACUGCAAUUUUUCAGCCUUUUUUCCUUACUGCGGCUUUUACGCCAAUGCAGCCUUUCUGUCCAAAAUUACAGUAAUAAAAUCUUUGUUCCAGACAGCCAUGUUUCUGUUCUAAGUAUGCUACUUCUAAAGGGCAUAAAGAGAAACCCAUUUAACCCCUUCUAUAGUGUCCAUCACAAAGUCCAGUAAUUUUGUCAUUCAUUGUCUGGCUCCUAAAUUUUUGGGCUGGCUUCCAGAUCCCAAGGAAAUUUGUCAAGGCCUCUUGUAACCCCCCAAAGGAAUGUUUACACCUAAGAUUUCACUUGCAUAUAGAAGCCUGCUUACUACAGAUUCAGACCUCAUGUGUAAACAAAUGUCAGACAGUGUUCACAUUUUCAGCCAAAAUGAGCACAGAACAUUCUUUUUGAUCUGGUUGUACUUGAUUUUUUGUGCAAAAAGGUUCUCUAGAUCAGUGUUUCUCAAACUUUUUGGAGUCAAGGACCGCUAAAUUCUUCGUGCAGAGUUUCAAGGACCGCUACAUUCUUCAUGCGCAGUUUCCCGGACCAGCAGUUAGUAAAGGGGUUUCAAGUCUGUCUAUCUAUCUCUCUAUCAGACUUCUAUACUGCCCCAAACAUGCAUCUCUGGGCAGUUUAGAAUAAUAUAAGCAUUAAAAUAAUUAAAUUUGGAAUCUUUUGCAAACAUGGAAUAUUAGGGGUUCUUAACCUUGGGUCUCUCAGUUAAACUCCCAUAACCCCCAACAACAAUGGCAUUUGGCCAUUAUGGCUGGGGAUUAUGGGAGUAGAAGUCCACCAACGUCUGGGUACCCAAGGUUGAGAACCCCUGAAUCUAAAAGCCUGGGUGAACAAAUUUGUCUCCAGUAUGUCUUCAGUAUGUGCGGGGUGGGGGUGGAGGUGCUUCUGAUUACUCAGUGGAGAGGGUAUGUUGGGCCAUUAGAAAAAUUCAAAAGCUACAUGGGGCCAAUGAAAACAACAUACAAGCAAGCCCCACUGAUGCAAGAGGGAAACAGCGUUCCCUCUCAAGGCGCCUUGACCACAACAGGCAGCUGGGUUUCAAUCAACCAACCUUUGGCUGCAAAUAAUGAGCAUGCAAGAACCAGCAGCCCUUCAAGUGGUGCCCACUGCCAUACUUUUUCCUCCAUGCCCCCGCACCGCAUACAGUUUGAAGCUGUAAAGAUAGGGAAUAAGAUAGCUGUAGGAAGAUCUCAGCAGCACAUGGAGGCAAGGCACAAGAAGGGUCCCAUGCCUCCGUGAUACUCUUCCUCUUCCGUGCCAUGUGCAAAAUUGAGGAAGUGAGUGCCUUGAUUUCAGUUUGGGGGGGGUUGACUCCCAGUCAGGGACCGGCACUCAAGCCUUCGGGGACCGGCAGCGGUCCAGGGACCGGUGGUUGAGAAACACUGCUCUAGAUCACCCCGAAUUAGAGCAGAUUCUGUAAAAUACGUGGUUAGUAAAAUGUCAGCUUUCCCUGUAGCAAAAAAACCCAAAACAUUUUCUAUCCUGUCCAACACCUUGACUCACAUGCUACAAUUGUGCUGUGUGAGAAUUGUGCUGUAGUUAUAUUCCAGGUAAACCAGUUGUAACAUACUGUCAUAUACUUUUCUAUUGUCCUGUUGUAUGGAAUGGUUGGUAUAGAGCAUUGUACAGCUGGAAUGUAUUGGUACGUAUGUGGGAGAAUGUUUACAAAAAAAAGAAGAAAAGUGUACAUCUCCCACAACAAAUACUGAUGUUGUUGGCCAGCCAAAGAUUUUUCUCCUGUUCUCUGCUGCUUAAAUUUGUGCCUUAAUAUUGUAUAUAAUAAAUGUAUACAAGUGGG
Messenger RNA from Hemicordylus capensis (graceful crag lizard), 9658 nucleotides. It is a transcript of the gene AMOTL1, whose product is annotated as angiomotin like 1. Gene Ontology annotation, cellular component: bicellular tight junction; plasma membrane; cytoplasmic vesicle. The transcript is spliced from 14 exons. The record is from RefSeq and is a predicted model, not a curated record. The coding region runs from base 247 to 3129 and encodes 960 amino acids. NCBI's taxonomy places the organism in Eukaryota, Metazoa, Chordata, Lepidosauria, Squamata, Cordylidae. Gene Ontology annotation, biological process: regulation of cell migration; angiogenesis; actin cytoskeleton organization.